Messenger RNA from Acanthosepion pharaonis, 1302 nucleotides. The record is from the annotation of a GenBank genome assembly. NCBI's taxonomy places the organism in Eukaryota, Metazoa, Mollusca, Cephalopoda, Sepiida, Sepiidae.
AUGUUUUACACACACACACUCUCUUGUCUCCAUUUCUUCCUCACUUUUUCAUUCUUUUCAUUCUCUCUUUCCCUCUGUUUUUCAUUCUCUCUUUCCCUGUUUUUCAUUCUCUCUUUCCCUCUGUUUUUCAUUCUCUCUUUCCCUCUGUUUUUCAUUCUCUCUUUCCCUCUGUUUUUCAUUCUCUCUUUCCCUCUGUUUUUCAUUCUCUCUUUCCCUCUGUUUUUCAUUCUCUCUUUCCCUCUGUUUUUCAUUCUCUCUUUCCCUCUGUUUUUCAUUCUCUCUUUCCCUCUGUUUUUCAUUCUCUCUUUCCCUCUGUUUUUCAUUCUCUCUUUCCCUCUGUUUUUCAUUCUCUCUUUCCCUCUGUUUUUCAUUCUCUUUUCCUCUGUUUUUCAUUCUCUCUUUCCCUCUGUUUUUCAUUCUCUCUUUCCCUCUGUUUUUCAUUCUCUCUUUCCCUCUCGUUUUCAUUCUCUCUUUCCCUCUGUUUUUCAUUCUCUCUUUCCCUCUGUUUUUCAUUCUCUCUUUCCCUCUGUUUUUCAUUCUCUCUUUCCUCUGUUUUUCAUUCUCUUUUUCCCUCUCCCCUUUUUUUUUCUUUCUCUUUUUUCAUUCUCUCUUUCCCUCUCUUUUCAUUUCUCUUUCCCUCUUUUUCAUUCUCUCUUUCCCUCUCUUUUUCAUUCUCUCUUUCCCUCUGUUUUUCAUUCUCUCUUUCCCUCUGUUUUUCAUUCUCUCUUUCCCUCUGUUUUUCAUUCUCUCUUUCCCUCUGUUUUUCAUUCUCUCUUUCCCUCUUUUGUCUUUUUCUCUUGUUUUUAUUUUCCCUUUUUUCUUUCUUACUUCCUUUUUUUCUUUUCCUCCUCUCUAUUUUUCUUUUUCUCUUUUGUUUUUAAUCUUUUCUCUCGUCUUUUCUCCUCCUUUUCUCUCGUCUGUUCUCCUCCUUUUCUCUCGUCUGUUCUCCUCCUUUUCUCUCGUCUGUACUCCUCCUUUUCUCUAAUCUGUACUCCUCCUUUUCUCUCGUCUGUUCUCCUCCUUUUCUCUCGUCUUUUCUCCUCCUUUUCUCUCGUCUGUUCUCCUCCUUUUCUCUCGUCUUUUCUCCUCCUUUUCUCUCGUCUUUUCUCCUCCUUUUCUCUCGUCUUUUCUCCUCCUUUUCUCUCGUCUGUUCUCCUCCUUUUUUGUCUUUCUUUUCUCUUUUUUCUUUUUCAUUUCUUCUUCUUUCCUUUCCUUUCCUUCCUCUCUUUCAUUUUUUAUAUUUUUUUCCUUCUCUUCUUUCCUCUUCUGCCAAUGUACAUGAUAUCACUUCAUAGUUUUUAA